This is a messenger RNA of Panicum virgatum (switchgrass), 1026 nucleotides long. RefSeq lists its product as uncharacterized. NCBI's taxonomy places the organism in Eukaryota, Viridiplantae, Streptophyta, Magnoliopsida, Poales, Poaceae. The transcript has 7 exons. The coding region runs from base 49 to 594 and encodes 181 amino acids. The record is from RefSeq and is a predicted model, not a curated record.
GACACACCCCAGUCAGGAGUGUUACAUGUUCAUGAAGUUCCUUGUUUGAUGGAGACACCUCCGUCGGCAGUGUUCCACGUUUCUGGAAGUGCAGGACUGUCAUGCACUCCAUCUUCGACACUGUUGCAUGUGGAUGGAACUAAAGUUUUCAGACAGACUAUGUGUGUGGCUGCAAGUGAGCAAGAACACGUGCUCAGUAAUCAACAUCCGGCAGUAUUGACAGAUACACCCCAGUCAGGAGUGAUACAACUUGAUAGAAUAUCAUCCUUCAUGCGAACACCUCAGAUGGCAGGAAUGUCGGCCAACCCACCCUCGUCGCUGUUGCGCGUGGACGGAUCUGCAGUUUUCAACGGAACUUGUGAUGUUGGUACAAAUGCCACCAUGCACGUGUCCAUUAAUCGACAUGAAUCUGGUUCUUCUAUUGCCAAUGAUUCGUCAGAUUGGCUUGCUCGCAACAAUUCGUAUAUAAGAACAUCUCGCACCAGUACCAAUCCUGCUGUGCUCCAAGGAAACACCGAUAACACAGAUGACGGUGCUACUGUCUCGUCUCUAAGUGCAAGAAAAAAAAAGGAAAAGCCACAUGGAGCGGAUUAGGUUUGCAACAAUGUCAAGUGAGAAAAGAGCUGAAAGGAAUAUCAAACGGAGGGAAAGAUACAAUAGUAACAAAAAAGGUGUAAACGUUGGGAAACCAGACUAUGACGCCAGUAUUUGGGAACCCGAUGAGGAGAUGUUGGCCGCGCAAGAAGUUUCUUUUCAGUAUUUAUUUUUUAGCGUGUAACACAUUUAUGAUUAGAAUAUUAUAUAUACUCGUUUCAUGUAAAUUAAUUGUAUGUUUGAUGUGACACAGAGGAGGAUCUGGAUUGCAGAGCCCCAGAUGAUUGUGAUUUUGAUCUUGAUGUUCUCACGGAUGACGAAGCAAGAGUCUACCAUAGUAGUGAUGUGCAGUUCAGUACAAUCAGGGAACCAGGCGUGGUUAUAUUGGACAGUGAUCCUUUUGAAAGAGUAUACAACGAUCUGCCUUCUGAU